AUUUUGUUCUAAAAAGCUGCUUGUGAAGGUAAAUGUUUAAAUGUGCAAUCCUCGAAAAAUAUAAAAAUAUAGUCGCUGGAAUAUAAAACAAUUCACUAAACUUGAACUGUUACUUUCGCCAUGUACGACACGGAAGACGAUCAAUAUGAGGAGGAAGACCAAGAGGAAAUAUCGUCCGAACUCUGGCAAGAAGCCUGUUGGAUCGUCAUCAAUGCGUAUUUUGAUGAGAAAGGUUUAGUGCGACAACAGUUGGAUAGUUUCGACGAAUUUAUUCAAAUGUCUGUUCAGCGCAUCGUGGAAGAUUCUCCUCCCAUAGAACUGCAGGCAGAAGCCCAGCAUUCCUCCGGCGAAAUUGAAACACCGCCAAAAUAUCUCUUGAAAUUUGAUCAGAUUUAUUUGUCCAAACCAACACAUUGGGAGAAAGAUGGGGCACCGUCCCCUAUGAUGCCCAACGAAGCCCGUCUUCGCAAUCUCACAUACUCGGCGCCGCUAUACGUGGAUAUAACUAAGACCAUAGUGAAGGAGAAUGAGGAUCCCAUUGAGACACAGCACCAGAAAACAUUCAUUGGUAAAAUACCUAUUAUGCUUCGAUCCACUUAUUGCCUCUUGAGCAAUUUGACUGACAGAGAUUUGACAGAAUUAAAUGAGUGUCCUCUUGACCCUGGCGGCUACUUCAUAAUCAAUGGUUCAGAAAAAGUGUUGAUAGCUCAAGAAAAAAUGGCAACUAACACUGUGUAUGUAUUUAGCAUGAAAGAUGGCAAAUAUGCUUACAAAACUGAGAUUCGCUCAUGCCUUGAACACAGUUCAAGACCAACAUCAACCCUAUGGGUUAACAUGAUGGCUCGAGGUGGCCAAAGCAUUAAGAAGUCUGCUAUUGGACAAAGGAUAAUUGCUAUUGUCCCUUACAUAAAACAAGAAAUUCCCAUAAUGAUUGUGUUUAGAGCUCUUGGGUUUGUAGCUGACCGAGAUAUUUUGGAACAUAUCAUUUACGACUUUGACGACCCUGAGAUGAUGGAAAUGGUGAAGCCCUCACUCGAUGAAGCUUUUGUGAUCCAAGAGCAGAAUGUUGCUCUAAAUUUUAUUGGUGCUCGUGGAGCACGUCCUGGUGUUACUAAAGAGAAAAGAAUUAAAUAUGCAAGAGAGAUUUUACAAAAAGAAAUGCUUCCACAUGUGGGUGUGUCAGAUUUUUGUGAAACAAAAAAGGCCUACUUUUUGGGAUAUAUGGUACACAGACUUUUGUUGGCUGCUUUGGGACGCAGAGAAUUAGAUGACAGAGAUCACUAUGGAAAUAAAAGAUUAGACUUAGCAGGACCUCUGCUAGCCUUUUUGUUUCGAGGUCUUUUUAAAAACUUGCUGAAGGAGGUUAGAAUGUAUGCUCAGAAGUUUAUUGACAGGGGUAAAGAUUUCAACCUUGAACUGGCUAUUAAAACAAAAAUCAUAACUGAUGGCCUAAGGUAUUCUUUAGCCACUGGUAAUUGGGGUGAUCAGAAAAAAGCCCAUCAAGCAAGAGCUGGUGUGUCUCAAGUGUUGAAUAGACUGACAUUUGCUUCAACAUUGUCACAUCUUCGGCGCGUCAAUUCUCCAAUUGGACGAGAUGGCAAACUUGCUAAACCUCGUCAGCUACAUAAUACAUUGUGGGGUAUGAUUUGUCCAGCUGAGACACCAGAAGGUGCAGCUGUAGGUCUUGUGAAAAAUCUUGCCCUGAUGGCUUAUAUUUCUGUGGGAAGUCAACCAUCUCCAAUCUUGGAAUUUUUGGAAGAGUGGUCUAUGGAAAAUUUAGAAGAAAUAGCUCCAUCAGCUAUUGCAGAUGCCACUAAAAUAUUUGUAAAUGGGUGUUGGGUUGGUAUCCACAGAGACCCUGAACAACUAAUGGCUACUCUAAGAAAAUUGAGACGUCAAAUGGACAUCAUUGUGUCAGAAGUGAGCAUGAUUCGAGACAUUAGAGAUAGAGAAAUCAGAAUAUAUACAGAUGCAGGUAGAAUUUGCAGACCUUUACUGAUUGUGGAAAAUGGAGCACUUCUUUUGAAGAAGAAACACAUUGACAACUUAAAGGAAAGAGACUACAAUAACUACGGUUGGCAAAACUUGGUAGCUAGUGGUGUUGUUGAAUAUAUUGACACUUUAGAAGAGGAAACAGUCAUGAUUGCUAUGACACCUGAAGAUCUAGCACAAAUCAAAGAAUUUGCAUACUGUAACACUUACACCCAUUGUGAGAUUCAUCCAGCUAUGAUAUUGGGUGUAUGUGCCUCUAUUAUUCCAUUCCCUGACCACAACCAAAGCCCCAGGAAUACUUACCAAAGUGCUAUGGGAAAACAGGCUAUGGGUGUCUACAUUACGAAUUUUCAUGUGAGAAUGGAUACAUUGGCUCAUGUCCUUUUCUAUCCUCAUAAACCACUGGUUACUACACGUUCCAUGGAAUAUUUGCGUUUUAGAGAAUUGCCAGCUGGUAUAAAUUCGAUUGUAGCCAUUCUGUGCUACACUGGCUACAACCAAGAAGACAGUGUCAUCUUAAAUGCAUCUGCUGUUGAAAGAGGAUUCUUCAGAUCUGUUUUCUACCGUUCUUACAAAGAUUCGGAAUCAAAAAGAAUUGGAGAUCAAGAAGAACAAUUUGAAAAGCCUACCAGGCAGACUUGUCAAGGUAUGCGAAAUGCUCUGUAUGACAAAUUGGAUGAUGAUGGUAUUAUUGCUCCUGGUAUCAGAGUGUCUGGAGAUGAUGUCGUAAUUGGAAAAACGAUUACUCUUCCUGAAAAUGAUGAUGAACUGGAAGGAACAACAAAGCGUUACACUAAGCGUGAUGCAUCCACUUUCUUACGUAACAGUGAAACUGGUAUUGUUGAUCAAGUCAUGUUGACCCUUAAUAGCGAGGGUUACAAGUUCUGUAAAAUUCGUGUCAGAUCAGUCCGUAUUCCUCAAAUUGGUGACAAAUUUGCCUCUCGUCACGGGCAAAAGGGUACUUGUGGAAUUCAGUACAGACAAGAAGACAUGCCUUUUACCUGUGAAGGAAUCACACCAGAUAUCAUUAUUAACCCACACGCUAUUCCAUCUCGUAUGACAAUUGGUCACUUGAUUGAAUGUAUUCAAGGAAAAGUGUCUUCCAAUAAAGGCGAAAUUGGUGAUGCUACGCCUUUUAAUGACGCUGUAAACGUACAAAAAAUAUCGUCGUUAUUGCAAGAGUAUGGCUAUCAUCUUCGUGGCAAUGAAGUUAUGUAUAAUGGGCACACAGGUCGAAAGAUUAACGCCCAAGUUUUCUUAGGUCCAACUUAUUAUCAGCGCCUCAAGCACAUGGUCGAUGACAAAAUUCAUUCAAGAGCUAGAGGACCGGUACAAAUUUUAGUGAGACAACCUAUGGAGGGCAGAGCGAGAGAUGGAGGAUUGCGUUUCGGAGAGAUGGAGCGUGACUGUCAAAUUGCCCAUGGAGCCGCGCAGUUCUUGCGAGAGCGUCUCUUCGAAGUCUCAGAUCCUUACCGCAUACACGUUUGUAACUUCUGCGGUUUGAUUGCCAUAGCAAAUUUGCGGAACAAUACCUUUGAGUGUAAAGGCUGCAAGAACAAAACGCAGAUUUCCCAAAUUCGUCUUCCUUACGCUGCUAAACUGUUAUUCCAAGAACUGAUGUCUAUGAAUAUUGCGCCCAGAUUGAUGGUUAUUUAAAAUUUCUUAUAUAAGUUAGUAAAUAAGACCAAUGUAUUUUCAAUAAUAAAC
Molecule: messenger RNA, 3699 nt
Organism: Hyposmocoma kahamanoa
Lineage: Eukaryota; Metazoa; Arthropoda; Insecta; Lepidoptera; Cosmopterigidae
Gene: RpII140
Product: DNA-directed RNA polymerase II subunit RPB2
Exons: 1
Coding region: 121-3648 (1175 amino acids)
Biological process (GO): DNA-templated transcription
Cellular component (GO): RNA polymerase II, core complex
Molecular function (GO): DNA binding; DNA-directed RNA polymerase activity; ribonucleoside binding
Source: RefSeq, a predicted model, not a curated record